Hyposmocoma kahamanoa is the source of this 570-nucleotide messenger RNA. RefSeq names its product translation machinery-associated protein 16 homolog. Bases 72 to 560 code for a protein of 162 amino acids. The transcript has a single exon. Lineage: Eukaryota; Metazoa; Arthropoda; Insecta; Lepidoptera; Cosmopterigidae. The record is from RefSeq and is a predicted model, not a curated record. Gene Ontology annotation, cellular component: nucleus.
AAACUUUAAAAACACGAGCACGAGGCAGCAUUUUUCUAAAACUAUAGAAAAAUACCGAGAAACCCAACAGAAUGCCGAAAGCAAAGGGCAAUAUAGACAAAUUAAAACAUCCGAACAGUAGAAAAACGUUGAAUCUUGCAAAGCAAAUGAAGAAAAGUGAAAAAAGAGAUCAGAAGAAACUUGGUACUCACAUCAAACAGAACAUGACUGGAGAGAAAAUUCUCUGGUUUAAGGAAAGAAUACCGGAAAACUGCACUGUUUUAACCAAGCAACAAGUGUUAGAGCUUAUUCAAACGUAUUUAGCUAGAUUUGACGAGGAACUGGAACAGAUAAUGCUGAAGAAUUCUGUAGGUCAGAGAAAGACUCGUCAGCAUGCCAGUAGGGAAGAUAUCAUCAAUAUAACAAAGAAGAGGGAGUUAGAUGAAUUUGAAACUUGUGGUAUGGAGAUGCCUGACCUCAUGGAUCAGUCACAAAUGGAAGUUUUAAGAAAUUGGAAUGGUGAACUAAGGUUCUUGCAAAACUUUAAAUUGAAGAGAUUUGCUAAGAAACAUUUAAUAUAAGUUUAAAAGA